AGGCGUUCCUUUUCAAAUUUCCGCAUUUUGAGCAAGGCACAGUAAAAACAUUAGAGACAACACAGUGAGAAACAAUUAACGAAUAGUAUCCGACCAUGUCACGGUUUCUUCUGAGAGCAAACCUGCGGAGAAGCAUCUUCACUCAGAUGAACGUUAGAAUGGCAUCUGAACAGCUUGGUGAGUUGGGCACGGGAGCAGGCAAAGGUGGAGGUGGAGGAGGCUCUGUGAGGGAAGCAGGGGGAGCGUUCGGAAAGCGACAGGUGGCAGAGGAGGAGCGCUAUUUCAGGCAGAAGGAGAAGGAGCAGAUGGAGGCGCUGAGGAAGCACCACACGGAGGAGAUAGAGCACCAUAAGAAAGAGAUUGAGCGCCUGCAGAAAGAAAUCGACCGCCACAAGGGCAAAAUCAGGAAGCUGAAACACGAUGACUAAAGCUGGGAAGACUGUUCUCUGAGAGUCCGCCCAUCCCAUUUGCCAAGUCCAAUAAUGAUCAUAUAUUGAAUGAUUUAACCGCUUAUCAAGGCAGGUCCUGUAUGAAAUUUCAUACUGAAUUCACAGAUGCUAAUAUGAAAAUAAAGUGCUUAAUUUUGCAACAUG
This is a messenger RNA of Acanthopagrus latus (yellowfin seabream), 593 nucleotides long. RefSeq names its product ATPase inhibitor A, mitochondrial-like. The transcript has 3 exons. The record is from RefSeq and is a predicted model, not a curated record. Lineage: Eukaryota; Metazoa; Chordata; Actinopteri; Spariformes; Sparidae. Gene Ontology annotation, molecular function: ATPase inhibitor activity. Gene Ontology annotation, cellular component: mitochondrion. Gene Ontology annotation, biological process: negative regulation of ATP-dependent activity. The coding region runs from base 96 to 428 and encodes 110 amino acids.